CAUUUUACUUUAGGGCAAAACGCUGGGCGGGCCGCGGCUACAGACGGCGGCCAUUUUGGAUAGGGGAGAAGAAGCUCGCGUUUGGCAGCCAUCUUGCUUGGGGGCAACGUAGCCGUUAGGACCGUUGGAGGCGGGCACGGCGUGGGAGGAGACGCGGGGCGAGCGCGGCGGAGCAGCGCUGCUCCCGAGCCGGGUCUCGUUGCCUGGAGCCGCGGCGUCUCAGGCUGCAGUCCCGCUUUCCCUGGAAGCAGAGGCGCGCGGUGGCGGCUCGGAGUAACGGCCGCCCCUCAGGCUCCGCCUCCUGAAGCUUCCGUUGAUUUUAAAAAAGCCGCCUCGUUUUCGCUGCCGGCCGUUGCGCGUCCCGCUCACUCCUGCGCUCCUCUGGCCGAGCCGUCGUGCAGGUACACGUGUGAGCCGACCGGAGCGAGUGUGAGACGUGCUCAGUGCCUGAGCUCCCUCAUCCGAGCUUCCUGCUGCUUAUCUUACUCGGUGACCACCUCUUCUCACAUGUGAUAACAGCCCCCAGGGAUAGGCAGAGCAUGAACGGUUUGCAGUGUUAGAAGCUGCUGUAUGCAGGACCAGCUUACACUGAGCUGUCAUGGCAUCUGACAAAUUUGUCAUUAAGUGUGGGAACUUUGCUGUUUUGGUGGAUGUUCAUAUUUUGCCUGAAGGCUCCAAUAAAGACACCAGCUGGUUUUCAGAUCAGGAGAAGGAGGAGGUCUGCAUGUACCUAGAAGAGGUGGUUGUUUCACGGAUCCAACGCUACUUGGAAGCGCCUAAACAGCGUGGUCAGUGGAAGUCAGUGGAACAUGCAUCAUCAACUCCUCUGUUCAUUACAGCCAACAAUUUUCACAUUACUGCCUACUUUAUGAAGAGAUGGGUUAAUCUCCGUUGUGCUCUAGGGAAACAUUAUCGUGAGCUACGUAUGUUUCCAGACAAAUUUGUUGUUUGUAUCAGUAAACUUGAAUUUAAUCCAAGCGCUUGGACAUGUGAAAAUGGUGCACUGAAAGAAGUUUCCAAUGGGACAUCUGAAUAUUUUUCUGAAUCUGCUGAAAACAGAAAGCUUAAGCUUAGUCUGAACGAGCAGAUAAAGCAAGAUAUCUUGAAGGAAAUUGUGAAAAGGACAAAAAAGGGGAAAAAUAGUGUAAGCAAACCUCAAACCAACAAGGACUCCAAGAAAGUGGAUCUUGGCUCAGUGGGCUUACAGACAGGGAACAGAAAGAAUGACUGUCAGACUUCUCCCAGUCCUCAAUCAGAAGUGAAAUGGAGGAGCACAGGACGGCUACAGAACUGCAUAAAUACAGCUGAGAGCAACUUGGAGUUUCCUGUUUCAGAGCUGGAAAAUAAUGUUAAUCAGAGACAGCCAGAGGAUGCUAGCAGCCAGCAAAAACCUCACUCUGUGGAGUGGUUGAAGUCAAGACUUCUAAGCAAAAAUUCUCCUUGUAGCUAUGAGUCAGCACUGCUAGGCCCAAAACAAAAUCAAAAAAUAACUGAAACACAGGCUCAACAAAAGAGUUGUAGUUCAGAAGAAAAGUUAGACCAUUUCAAAGAAAUAUCCUCUGAAGAGGCUCCCUUAAUUCCUAGCAACACAGAAAGGAGUAAGUGCAGUGAUGAUCAUCUAAGUCUGUUCUUGGAGGAGAAGACCCCACUUAAUUCCAGGUUGUUUUGUAAACAAGACUUAACAAAAAUUGCAUCUGAUGAAAAGUUAGUUACUUCUGGAAAAAAACAAUCCCAGCCUCUUUCUAUGAGGACAAACCAAAACGAGCCUGACACAACCACUGAAGAAUUACCUGUGGUGCCUUCAUCAUCCUAUUUAGAAAUGCAGGCUGUGUCUUCAGAGAAGCUGAUCCAAAAAAGGAAAAAAGAAGGUGAAGAUGGUCUCAGGAAGUUAAAACUACGAAGGCUUAAGAGGCCAUAAAGACCGAAAUAUCACCAUGGUAGUGUGGGUGGACAGCCAGAUUUGUGUUUGGAAAGCAUAUAUAAAAACCUGUUUAUGUGUUGCUCACAGUGCUUUGCAGUAAGGUUGCUAAUGCUUGGCAAUCUUCAGGCUCUGCAGAAAGGUCUUUCCUAGUAACAAGCAAAAGGGAGGCUGCAAGUGAACCUGGGUUUGGAAUAAUAGCCUGAGGUAUGUUUACUGCUCUUUUGUAUGGGCUGGAGACUCUGCUAGUAAGGACUUGAAAGAGAUAUAAAGAGUAUAAGGACAUCUAGUUAAGUUUCACGGAGAUAAAUGUAAGUAAAACAGAGUUGCUUGAUUAUUUAUAUUAAGGUCUCAGCCAUUUUCUAGAUGGCUUAUUUAAGUCCUGACAGUGAAUAAUCUGAUAACAAAUGAUACAAGCAUAUAUUCUAGUCUGCAGUUUUACGUUCCCGUUAUUUCUACCAUGCUUUUUAUCUGGAUGCUUUUGAAUUGUUCUUUCUUUUCCUCUGUGCAGUAGGACUACUAUAAAAGUUUCCAUUUUGCAAAUGCUGUGGAGAAUUUAUGUGAUACCUGAAAUGUGUUGUUAGCAUAUACCUCUGUUAUCUGUCUGCUUUAACCUUUAAGGAGGUUCUUCUCCU
Phasianus colchicus (ring-necked pheasant) is the source of this 2553-nucleotide messenger RNA. Lineage: Eukaryota; Metazoa; Chordata; Aves; Galliformes; Phasianidae. The record is from RefSeq and is a predicted model, not a curated record.